AUGGGAUGCCGCCUGACGAGAACGGAGUCAACCGAAUUAUGCGAGCAGACAACGACAAAGGAAGACGAGAAACAAGGAAAUGUGUCGAAUGGACAGCCCAAGGCGGCGCGAAAGGACACACCGAUUGUUGGAAACGAGCAGCUCAGGGUUGGCUUUAUUUAUCAUUUCGGUAAAUCGGAAAACCCCGGCGAUGAGGUAAUUUACACUGCCUUGGAUAUGGAUGGACAUUGUGAAAGGUAUAUGCUCAUUCAAGUUGACCCUUUUAGGAACGGCUAUUCACCAAACAGCAGUUUGACGGCGAAACCCAUUGGCAAUUGGCGAGGCUCAUUUACAUGUGAUGGGAACGUCUUCGACAUUAGUCACAACUCGCAUACUAUCGAUUUCAACGAUUACUUUCAGAGAAGUCGAAAGCGCGAGUCAAGCGGAUUUCUUCCGGAUGUUGGAUGCUAA
Molecule: messenger RNA, 450 nt
Organism: Strongylus vulgaris
Lineage: Eukaryota; Metazoa; Nematoda; Chromadorea; Rhabditida; Strongylidae
Source: the annotation of a GenBank genome assembly